AUGAAUGUCACUUCACAUGAUGUUCUCUUAUGGUCAUCGUCGAUCGAUCUUGCUGAACGAUAUCAAUAUUAUAUUGAUCAACCAACAAAGUCUAAUCGAUUAAAUGAACAUUUCUUUAAUUGCACGCUACCAUGGUUUGGAUCUCAUUGUCAAUAUUCAUUUAAAUUACCGUUGAAUUUAACCGAAAGUUCAUUAAACAUGCAGUGGAAAUCUCAUCAGACAUGUUACAUUUUGUUAGAAUGUGAUCGUGGUGCGGGAUCAAUAUGUCUCGAUUGGCGUGAAAUAUGUAAUGGUCGAAUUGAUUGUUUCAACGAUGGUGUUGAUGAAAGCCAAUGUUUUGAAUUAGAAAUCAAUGAAUGUAAUGAAAACAAACGUCGAUGUCAUAAUGGUUUGUGCAUUCCGAAAUGGUUUUGGAAUGGUGAAUUUGAUGAAGCCGAAUGUCUUGAUAAAUCCGAUUUAUUGGUUAUGUCUGGCUGUCCAAAUACGUAUCUAAAACUUCAUAUUUUUGCCUGUGCAGAAUAUACUUGUCGACCCGAUGAAGGUCAAUUUCCAUGUGGUGAUGGACAAUGUGUUGAAGAUUUUGGUCAAUGUCGUAAUGGACGGCAUCGCCUAUUGAUUGAGUCACUUAGUGCUCAAGGCAAUCUACCAUAUGAUUGUUGGAUAGCUAUGGUUUGUCUUAGUAAAAUAAUCGAUCAAGUUGACGAAGUAUCAUGUGAACAGUUGGUUAACCAUUCUGAGAUUCUUCGUCGACUAGAAACGUGUGAAUAUCCUGUUCAAUUUCCUGUUAUACCUGUGCUAUUAGGUCACGUACGUUUUUUAUACGAUACAAAAGAAAUAUUUAAUAUCAGCUCUCAAUUAGCUCUCUUACCCGACUAUAUCUGUUAUGAUGAAGAAUUAUGCGAUUUUCUCACGCCUACAUUUCAUCAUGGAAAUUUGACUUGUCGAUAUGGUUAUGAGAUGGGUCUUGAACCAGAUUUCGAAGUCAACGACUGGAAAUCAAUCGUUGAUUUAGUUAAACCUCAUUUUCAUGGUUGCAUUACUCGACAUUAUCACAACAUUCGGUCGUCUGAUGUAUCAUUGUAUGCUUGUAAGAAUUCGUCGAAAUACAUUUCUAAACAUCGACUCUUUGACGGUAUAUCGGAUUGCUUUUUGAACGAUGAUGAACAAAUAUCUGAAUGGAGUUGUUCGUUGAAUGAACCAUACCGAUUCCAAUGUCUAGAUGACGUUCAAUGUCCAUCAAUUUCAUUACUAAAAAAUGUUUGUCAAUCUGAAAGACAUAAAACUUUUGAUCAGAUCUUAUUUUAUGAAAUCUGCAAUCGAGUCACCGACGUUUCUCCAAUGAUCAUCAACGAUAGAGUUCAUUCAGAUGAGACCGAUUGUGAGAAUUGGCCAUGUAACAAUGUUUACACGCGAUGUGAUGGUUUUUGGUCUUGUACUGAUGAAAACGAUGAAAAAAACUGUACACGUCCGCUUUGUCCUGAACAGUUUCUUCCUUGUAUUUCAACACAUAAUUCUACAUUAAUUUGUUUACCAGCAAAUCAAGUUGGUAAUGGAAUCAUUGAUUGUCUCGGAGCAUCAGAUGAACUUGAAUAUUGUCGACAGAAAUAUAUCAAUGAACAAACUUACAGAUUUUAUUGUCAAAAUGAUACGACAUGUAUCGAACAUUAUCAAUUAUGUGAUGGCGUUGAAGAUUGCCUAUUGGGAGAUGAUGAAAAAUUCUGUGGAAAUCGUUCACAACUAUGUGAACAAACAAAUCUUGAUGAUCUUACCGAUAUAGAGUAUAUUUUAUGUCGCAUUGUUUCGAUACAUAGAUAUUUUUUUUCAUUGCAAACUGCAUUAACUUAUCCGUUAUCGCCAACUGUUCGCAUUGAUUUGGUUGAUGAUAGUCCAUCAGAUGAACGAUAUGAAAAAUCUUCAUUUGAUGACUCUGCACGAUCUGGAUUUUGCAAUUAUGGUCUCUAUGUUUAUCAUCGACUUUCAUUUGACAAUAUUAGUGGUAUAUGUUUUUGUCCACCGAAUUAUUACGGUGAUCGAUGUCAGUAUCAAAAUCAACGUGUCAGUUUAACUGUCGUAUUGGGAUUUCUUCAAUAUCGAACAAUUUAUGCCAUUGUCAUUACUUUAUUUGAAGAUGACGAUAAUCGACAAAAAAUUCAUUCAUAUCAUCAUUUAACACAAGUACCAAAAUUUUGGUGUGGUCGACCUCAUAAUAUUUAUCUUUUAUAUUCAAUUCGGCCAAAAGACAACUCAAAAAAAUACAAUAUUCGCGUCGAUGCAUUCGACAAGACUUCAUUGAUCUAUCUAGCAAGUUGGUAUUUUAAAAUUCCGUUUGUUUUUUUACCAGUUAAUCGACUAGCUAUCUUUUUGACUCUACCAGCUUAUCGAGCAUCGCAUUUUGGUCCUUGUCCUGUUCGAUGCUAUAAAGGUAUUUGUACGAAAUAUCUUAAUGAAGAACGAUUUUUUUGUCGAUGUUAUCCUGGUUGGUCGGGUGCACAAUGUCAUAUUUCAAUUGAUUAUAGUUAUUGUUCGUCAAAUUCGGUCUGUGUUGGUUCCAUACACAAUCGAUCCAUCUGUGUUUGUCCUAUCGACAAGUUCGGUUCACGUUGUCUUCUUCAACAAGCAUGUCCAAAAGACUUUUGUCAAAAUAAUGGUCAAUGUGUAUUAGUUGAUGAUAGAAUGAUUGAUGAUAGCUACGUAUGUAUUUGUCCUGAACAAUUUGGUGGCAUCAGAUGUCAAGAAGUCAAAUCGAAAAUAGAAAUUUCCUUUCAAAAUAUCGAAAUUCCGUCAUACUUAUUCGCUUAUAUCUAUUCUGAUAUUGAUAACAUACAACCGACACUAACAUUUGUCAUACUACACAAAGUGAAAAUGUUUCAAAACAUUAUAACGUUAUAUUCUAUGCUUUGGUUUUAUCUAGUUAUUCUCAGGAUCGAUAUUAAUUAUUAUUUGGCUGUUGUUCAACAAACUCCUUUAGUAAACGUGUCAACAACGAUCACUCCUGCUCAACGAUGUGUUCCGUUUCAGGAAUUGUUCAAUUCUGAAUUACUCAAAUUACCACGAAUUCAUCGAUUGAAAAGUUAUCAUAUUCCAUGUCAAAAGAAUAUUGACUUACAAUGUUUUACCGAUGAAUCGUAUAUUUGUCUAUGUACUGUAGAACGUCAUAGUAAUUGUUUUCUAUUUGAUUUUAAUAUGACGAUUGCGUGUCAAGAUGAUGUUUAUUGUGAGAAUGGUGGAAAAUGUUUACAAGAUCGAGCAACAUGCCCAGAAAGUGUUCUAUGUGUAUGUGCUGACUGUUUCUUUGGUGAUCGUUGUCAAUUUUAUGCUAAAGGUAUUGGAUUAACAUUAGAUGAUAUGUUACGAUAUGUAAUUCGACCUAAUAUAUCCUAUAAUGAUCAAUCAAUUAUUAUUAAAUUGAGUGCAGCUCUAACAAUGAUAAUAUUUGUAACUGGUUUAAUAAAUAGUCUUCUUGCUUACUUAGUAUUUCAUCAGCCAAAUACUCAUACAGUUGGUUCUGGAAUGUAUCUUCAUAUAUUAUCGAUCGUUUCUGGUCUUGUUGUUAGUAUUUUGACAAUUAAAUUUUGGUUCGUCGUACAUACUCAUAUUAAUCAAUCGAUCCACCGUUGUAUUCUGCAUGGAGGAUGUGUAUUACUUGAGAUAGCUCUCAAAUUUUUCUUACAUAUGAGUAACUGGCUCAAUGCUUGCGUAGCUAUUGAACGCAUGUUUACAGUUUAUAAAGGAAUUCAUUUUGACAAGAAUUACAGCAAAUAUAUUGCACGAUGGACAAUUCGAUUUUUGCCAUUCAUUAUUUUGAGUCCGUUGAGUCACGAAUUUAUCUAUCGUGGAUUGUUUGACGAUCAUGAAGAACAACGUAUUUGGUGUGUAUUUCGUUAUUCUCAAUCGAUUGAACAAUAUAGUAGAACAAUUCAACUUUUUCAUUUUACUGUUCCCUUUUCUAUCAAUCUAUUCUCUGCUCUUUUCAUCAUAUACAACAUGGCUCGUCGACGAGCAAUAACUCAGAUUCGACAAAAUAAUGAACAUCAAUUUCUUGAACAACUCAAUGAACACAAACAACUUAUUAUCAGUCCGAUUGUUUUAGUCAUUCUAUCAUUACCUCGACUAAUCAUUUCAUUAUUAUCAGGAUGUAUAAAAGUGUCACGAAAUCCAUGGUUAUAUCUGUCAGGUUACUUUAUUUCGUUCCUUCCAUCAACGUUUGUCUGUGUCAUAUUUGUCCUUCCAUCGACAUUCUACAAGAAACAAUGUCAAGAGUUGAUCAUCAGUUGGCAACGACGAAUUUUUUGUUGUCGAACUUUUUCUUCGAACAAAUAA
Rotaria sp. Silwood2 is the source of this 4320-nucleotide messenger RNA. NCBI's taxonomy places the organism in Eukaryota, Metazoa, Rotifera, Eurotatoria, Philodinida, Philodinidae. The record is from the annotation of a GenBank genome assembly.